This is a messenger RNA of Periophthalmus magnuspinnatus, 8345 nucleotides long. It is a transcript of the gene cabin1, whose product is annotated as calcineurin binding protein 1. The record is from RefSeq and is a predicted model, not a curated record. Gene Ontology annotation, molecular function: nucleosome binding; protein binding. Lineage: Eukaryota; Metazoa; Chordata; Actinopteri; Gobiiformes; Gobiidae. The transcript has 38 exons. Bases 258 to 7028 code for a protein of 2256 amino acids. Gene Ontology annotation, biological process: chromatin organization. Gene Ontology annotation, cellular component: nucleus.
AGGGCGCAGUUUGUUACUUGGCGCGUUGCAAAGUGUCACGUCGUGACGUAAAGUGGCUCAGCAGCCAGUAUUACAAACAACAAAGGAAUAUGAUGAAAAUGUGAAGUUGCGAAGUUAUGUUUGCUAGGCUUGAUUUUUGCUGCUUUCACGCUUGCUGCAUUUGUGGAUUGAAAUGUUAUCACUGCUGCAAAAUCGGCAAUGAAUGAAAUCAUCCUUGAUAAAUAGCCAAGGGACUAACAGCUACCUAACUGAUCAAAAUGAUUCGUAUAGCAGCACUGAAUGCUUCUCUGUCGGCGGCAGAUGAGUCUCAAGACCCUUUGAAAAGUUCAAAGAGUCAGACCAAAGAAGCUCAGGAAGCUGAAGCCUUUGCCUUAUAUCAUAAGGCUUUAGAUCUGCAAAAACAUGACAAGUUUGAGGAGUCAGCUAAAGCUUAUCAUGAGCUUCUUAAAACUCCAUUGCUUAAAGAGGCAAUACCUGCAGAGGAUCAAAGAGUGGCUCUCAAACAUCCUGGUCUUAUGCUGAAGUAUUCAACUUUCAAAAACUUGGCAAGUAUGGCCGCCUUGAAGGAUGAUCUUGAGACAGCCAUGGACUUCUAUUUGGAGGCAGUGAUGCUGGACUCCACUGAUGUGAACAUGUGGUAUAAGAUUGGGCUGGUGGCUGUGCGCCUUGUUCGUAUUCCUUUGGCCCGCCAUGCUUUUGAAGAGGGAUUACACUGUAACCCAGACCAUUGGCCCUGUCUGGAUAAUCUUAUUACAAUAUUAUACACACUCUGUGAUUACACAUGUUGUUUGUACUUUAUUGCCAAAGCACUUGAGAAAGAUCACUGUUACACUAAAGCUCUAGUGCUGAAGGAGAAGAUCUUUGAGGAACAGCCCAGUCUGAGAAGAGAUACCACUCAGAUGUUCAAGAAAUGUGACAUGUCUAUUCACUAUGUUGAAGUGGAGAUUGAGGAGCGUAAAUCUAUUCUAGAAGAAGCCUUGGAGUUACGGAGACGAAGGCGGGUUCUCUCAUACCAUGAACCAACAGCAGAUCUUUUCCUGAUUCAACCUAUUCGCUGUCUCUCCUGGAAGCAUGUGGGUGAAAACCUUUUAGCAAUGUACAGACAUCAGACGACGUGUGAACCACCUAGACCCAGUCUAGGAAGAAGAAUUGACUUGUCUGAGUACCGUGAUCCCAACUUUCUUGAAAAUCUGCCUCAGCCUAAAAGUCCAGUGAGCACCAGCCAAACCACUGCUCUCAGUAGUAGCCCAAGCUCUUCUCUGCCACCCCUUACCUUUUCUGAACCAGUAAUGAUGCCACAAACGAGCUCUCAACCUCCCAUCAUUUCCACUCUCACCACUGUUGAGGUGGCCUCCACUGCAGCACCAUCUGUUGCCUCAAUAAUGGAAGUAAAGAAGCCACAAAAAAGAAAGCGCACAACUGACGAAAAUGUAGACACAGCAAAGAGGCGCUCGGCCCGUGUCCGAAACACUAAAUGCAAAAAGGAAGAGAAAAUAGAUUUCCAGGAACUACUUUUCAAAUAUCUACCAUCCAGACUGAAGAAGUUUGACCCAGACGAUGAUGAGAGUUUGAGUAAUCUUGAUGCACAGUGCAAUGGAAAGGAAGAUCUACAGCAAAUCCAGAGUGGGUGCGUGCAGGUGGACACUAUCGAAUACAUGGAAUCUGAAAAACAGGAUGUUCAUAACUUCCUGCUGAACAGCAUGACCAAUGGAGGUAUUCUUGAUCUGUUAAUGCGUUAUCUCAAAGCUGUUGGUCAGAGGUUCUUGGAGAACUGGCCUCGUGGUUUGACUACAGUGGUACUGGAGGUGUACCAGACCUGGAGGAAGCACAGCACGGGUCUCCCCAACCCCCUGCUCCGGGACUGCAGUAACCAACACAUCAGGGAAAUGUUAACUAUCUGCUUGGCAUGUAUGGAGCUUCAGCUGGAGCACUGGUUACAUAGUAAGGGGAAAAAUGUUUCACCAAGAAGAAGCGGUAUUGGUGGUAGCGGUGAAGCUGCUGACUCUGAUUCCCCUGGACAGCAAUAUCAGGGGGAUUUGUUCAUCCUGGCUCUAGGUUCAUCCCAAAAGGACCUCUUUGAAGAUGACUGGAUUCAUAUUAUGGUGCGUGUCUACUGGCUCAAGGCACGUUACUUGGCCCUGCAGGGAGACAUGGAGUUGGCUUCGGAGAGUUACGAGGAGUGCCUUAGCUGGCUGCAGUCUAAACCAAAGACUUCAGAAGGAAAAUAUGACACUAUCACCCUGCCAAAUCUACGUGUGGAUGCAACAAUCUCUGUGGAGGAGAUUGACAAGAGGCUGAAGUCCUUGGAGCGCUGUCAGUCUCUCGAGGAGAUCCAGCGUCUCUUUGAAUCUGCAGAGUAUGCAUCUGUCGUGCUCUUGUUGCAGCCCACACUUAAUUAUGGCAACAGAAGCAAGCCCCUAGAGUUUGUGAGCUCUGCACCAGAACGACCUGCUCAGCUAAUGCUUUUACAGAACUCAUUAUUGCGGAUGAAGGACUACCAGCAGUGUUUGGAGUACAGUGAGCUCUCCCUUAAUGAGUCCCUACAACAGCUAGCAUCUGCAUCACCCACGUCUAAUCCCAGUAAAGAAGAGUGGGUCAACACAAUUGGGAAGCUGCUGGAUGGCAUAGAGCUCUGUUUCAACAAAGACACAGAGCUUCUUAAAAAUGUCCCCCGCUUCUCAAGUAUGGCUCGACUGGCUAACAAUCUCAUUCAGCUGAUUGAUCUCAGCAUGGCCAUUUCUGAUGACCCCAAGGAGCCAUUUUUCUUCUCAGUCCUGCCGUGGAUAAUCUUGUAUCGCAUUAUCAAACACGAAGAAGCUGCUUUUGAUUGCAUGCUUAGACAGCACAUGUCUAUGGGGGAUGAAGAAGUCAGGUCUCUUACAGAUGACUCAGACACUCCCAUGCUGCCCUCCUCCUUGAUGCUUCUCAAUACCGCCCAUGAGUAUCUUGGCCGCCGCUCAAUGUGUUGCAAUUCUAAUGGUGCACUCCUCAAAUUUUUUGUUGGUGUUUUGGAAAAAGAAUUUGCUGCUUGCCAAAGUGAAGCACAUCCCUACAGAGAAGAAUUGGAGGUUGCUUUAGAACAAUGCUUUUUCUGCCUGUAUGCCUACCCCAGUAAAAAGAGCAAAGCACGCUACCUUGAGGACCACUCUAGUCCACAGGUUGAGUUAAUGUGGUGUGAUGCCCUGUCCAUGUUCCAGUAUUUUAAACCAAAGUCAUUGCCUGAGUUUGACAGUUAUAAGGCAAGUACAGUGUCUGCAGACCUAGCCAAUCUUCUCAGGAGGUUUUCUGGUAUUGCCCCUAUCAGUGACACGCUAACACUGAAUAUGGAGGAGGUAGCAGCGUACAUUGAAGGCAAUAAUGAGAAGAUCCCUGGUUUCCCAGAGGGUACUCCUCCAGCACCUCCAAUCAUCAAUGAAAUGUAUUACCUGCUUGCAGAUUAUCAUUUCAAAAACAAGGAGCAGUCUAAAGCCAUCAAGUUCUACAUGCAUGACAUCUGCGUUUGCCCAAACAGGUUUGAUUCUUGGGCGGGUAUGGCUUUAGCUAGGGCCAGCCGUAUUCAGGAAAAACUCAACUCCAAUGAAUUGAAAAGUGAUGUGCCCAUAUGGAAGCACUCACAGGCGGUACUUAACUGCUUUAAGAGAGCCCUUGAGAUCGACAGCUCCAACCUGUCUCUGUGGAUUGAGUAUGGGACCAUCUCGUACGCUCUCCACUCCUUUGCCUCUCGACAGCUCAAACAGUGGCGCAAUGAGCUUCCCUCGGAAGUUGUCAAACAGAUGGAGGAGCGGAGAGACUCCAUGUUGGAGACUGCGCUGCAGUGUUUCCAGGGGGCUUCCCGUUGUGAGGGUGACAGUGAUGAGGAAGAGUGGCUUAUUCACUACAUGCUUGGAAAGAUCGCAGAAAAACGCAAGCAGCCUCCAGUGGACUAUUUGCAGCUUUAUAAAAAGUCUGCAAACUAUUUACAUGAAGAAGCUGCCAGAUACCCACGGAAAAUCCACUACCACAAUCCUCCUGACUUGGCUAUGGAGGCCCUAGAGCUACAUUUCCGACUCAGUGCAACAAUCCUAAAACUUCUGGAGAGUGGUGGCUCUGAUCUGGAUCAUGAGCUCUUAUUCAGUUUGUUAGUGGAGGCCGCUACGGGACCAUUUGCAAAGGGAGAAGAGAAGAGUGUGCCCAGUGUGCCGAGAUCUAAUGAAAAGGAGAAGACUGCCUCCAUCGCAGAUGAGGAUUUCACUAACUCCUCGGUUUGCAUAGGAAAUGUGCUAAGCUCGUCUCUCCCAUCGGCAGCCACCCCAGGUCUGACAUCCCCUCCUUAUGUGGCCACGCCGUCUGACCACGAUUACGCCAAACGCAAAACACUCCGACGGCAGCAGUGGCAGCAACAGCGGCAUGAGGAGCAGCAGGCCGAUGAACGCAGUCAGGACAGUGAGUUGGUGCUGCUGUCUGACUCAAACUCCACCCAGGAUGCAUUCACGGACCCCACCAGCUCUCAGGACAGCAGUCACAGACCUGCCCCCGGGAAAGCCAGCUCCACCUCUUCUGAGAGCACUACACCAGUGAAGGAAGGGCAGCCAACAUCGGACGAAACAACUUUGAACAGUGACAAUGCCUGUGUCCUUGUGGAAGAGAAGAUGAUCCAGGAAGUGGAGGUGGUGGAGGUGGUGACUCUUCCUGACACCUCAGCCCCCAAGGUUCCUGUGGACGUUUGCCCUCUUCCUGCUCUGCCCAUUCCAGCCACCCCUCCGAAGCCACCUCCCUCCCAACAGGCCGCCCCUCAGACCCCUGUGAGUGAGAGCAAGAAGAAGCCCGAGCCCCCUCCCGAAGUGAUGGAGGUACCCAAGGCUCUGCCCACUGAACCAGCUGAGCAGAAGAAAAUGCUGGUGGAGAUGUGCGUCAGGGCUCUGUUCCUAUGCCUUGGCCGAUUCCCUCAACAUUACAAAAGUUUAUAUCGCUUGGCAUUUUUCUACAGUAACAGCAAGACACACCAGAACCUACAGUGGGCCCGAGAUGUGUUGCUAGGAAGCAGUGUCCCAUGGCAACAGCUGAAGCACAUGCCUGCACAAGGACUUUUCUGUGAACGAAACAAGACUAACCUGUUUAAUGGCAUCUGGCGUAUUCCAGUCGAUGAGAUAGACCGUCCUGGAAGUUUUGCAUCUCAUAUGAACCGAUCCAUUGUCCUCUUGCUGGAAGUGCUGUAUCAGCUAAAAGAUCACGACACUCUGCUCAAAGUCUCCUUCAUGUUGCAGAGGACCCCUGAUCAGGGAAAGAAGUUUUUACGGGAUGUUGAUCGCCAGGUCUUGGCCAAGAGAGCGUUUUUCCUAACGGUUAAAGUGUUGGAGGACAAUCUGAACAGUCUCUCAGGGGUUUCAGAGCAGCUUCCCAAAGCGGCUGCCCCCUCCAUGGGGGAGAUGACCACGACUGAGUCAUCCAACAAGGCCAGUUCAGAGGACAGUAAACAUGGCCUGCCCAAGAAGGCCGGACUUACAGAAGGGGUAUGCACCCCAGCCCCUGACGGUGGGCCUCGGGAAGCAUCUCAGGCCUCUGAUACAAGGAGUAAGACUGAUGGCGACCCAGGAAAGGUGGAAGGUGUUGGAAAUGAGAUUCAGAGACGUGCCCCUGAGGAGCCCAUGGAUCUGGAUUCUGGUCUCUGGAGAAGGACUUCCACUGCCACAGACUCUCAGGGCAAUAAGACUGAAGCAGACAUUAGUCUGAGCACAGCAACACCUCAGCAGAAAGGCAAUGACAACCGUGCUCCAGAGUUGUCUCUAGAGGAGCUCAGCAUCAGCUCCAGACAACAGCAGGUCCAGGCCUCUGCUCUCAAAGCCACAACUGCCCCAGACCAGAUGGGCUCACACAGGCCCAACCGCAAGAGGAAACUCAUAGAGGACGUGGAGUCUGGAAAAACCCUUCUACUCAAUGCUUACAGAGUGUGGCAGCAAGGCCAGAAGGUCAUGACCUAUGACCUGGGAAGCAUAGAAAAGAUCAUGUCUGAAACAUACAUGCUUAUGAAACAGGUUGAUGAGGAUGUAGCUUUGGACCAAGCUGUGAAGUUUUGCCAGAUACAAAUGGCAACUUCUACCCAAAGACAGCAGUCUUCUGCCGAUGCUCCAUCCACUCCAAAGUUCACCAAGGAGCAUCGUGACAUCUUCUUCCCUGCGUCACUGCCUACGCCUGUCCUGCUCAGCCACAGCACUUGCCACCCCCUGUCCACUCCGGAUCCAGCCAAAGUGGUCUAUGAGCCCCUGAACAAGCUUCCCAGGACUCCCGCUCCGGGCUUCCACGAGCAGCACAGGAGAGCUGGAGGACACCCCACAGCAGCUAUGGCUUUCCUCCCACGCACAGCAGAGGAGAGGGAGGAUCACUCCGAGGGUCUGGCAUACCGGCAGCAGGAGUCCCACCUGUGUCAGCAGAUGAAACUGGCCUCUGUGUCUCCAGGACAGGACUCUGCAGCAUCCACAGCAGCAUCCACAGCAGCAUCCACAGCAGCAUCCACAGCAGCACCCACAGCAGCACCCACAGCACCACCCACAACAGCACCCACACCAGUACCCACACCACUACCCACAACAGCACGCACAACAGCACGCACAACAGCACGUACAACAGCACUCACAACAGCACUCACAACAGCAGCCUGGUUCAGUGAGGAAAUACCCACAUGUAGCACCGCACAAGUUUGUACAGACCAGCAGCAGUAUGCCAGCAGUGACCUGUCAAAGCUUCCAGACCCAAGCCGAAUUCGCUCCCGUGUCCCCCCAAACAUGCCAAAGCUCUUCAUCCCCUCCACAGUCGCAAAGUUCCCCCCAGAGAUCACAGUCACACCCCCCACACCCACCCUGCUCUCCCCCAAAGGCAGCAUCUCAGAGGAAACCAAACUCAAACUAAAGAAUGUGAUUUUAGCCUCUCAGUCGGCCGCCACAGUGAAGAAGGACACACUGACCCAGCCGGCGCUCGAGGUGCAGGAGACUUCCAGUCAGGAGUCAUCCCUGGAGAGUGAGUCGGACGAGGAGGACGACUACAUGGACAUCUGAGCCCCACCGUAACACACAUUAUUCCCAAUGCUUUACCUGAAUCACAACAACCUACUUGUAACACCCUUUCUGAUGAUGCAGUCCUCAUAAAUGGUGAAUGUGACAUGGUUUUGCCAAAAGUCCUCAAAUAAUUUUCACAUUACGCAGAAAAAAAUUGUAUUACUAUAUUCAAGUUAGGAAUGAGUUCGCCUCUGUUCCCAAAUGGCCAUGGCAAAUCAUAGGCCAACAAGCGCGCAGUAAUUUACACACUUGAUGAGGCAUAUGUUUUAGACAAGCCCUUCUUAUGUCCAAUCUUGGGACUGAUUCAUUUCUUGCAAUCACAAUGUCACGCCAUCCUCCAAAUAUCCUCCGAUUGAUUUGGCCUACAAUUAAAUCAUGAAACAUGGCUCUCUUUUCAUGUGUACUUGGGACUUGCACAAGGACUAUCCAGACUAGAGUCUCCUGUGUUUGGAUGUCAUUCUGGUGCCUCUAUGGAAUCAAUUUUGAUGGAGCGUGGACUUGCCUACUCUCCUCUUAGACUCUUUCCUUUCAGCAUGAUAAAUUUGUCUCUCAGUAUUUUUCAUGAUGACGUAAGAACUGAAUUUGGAGUGUAUCUGUGAAGCGCUCAGACCACUCCUCGACCUGUAGCAAAUUGGAAAUGUUUACAUUUAACAUUUGUUCUUCAGUCCGCACUUGAGCUUUUGCUGUUUUUGUACUCCACUUGUAAUAUUUGUCUAAUAUAUUUUUGUGCAUUUGUAGCUGCAAGAGUUUUUCCAGGAAUGAGUCCUGCCACCAGCACUGAUCUGACUGAUAUGGUUGAUACAGUAAAUUAGCUUUGUACAUAUCAUUAUCUAAAUGUUUUUCCACUCUGUUUGGCUAAUGGUGUGAGUAUAGGGCAGUGUGCAUGUGUAAGAGGGCAAAGGUCAUUCAAUUCCUUUCUUCUGAUGCAGCAUUUCCUGGGUUCAUAGGAAUUGACUGAAAUUGCAUGCUCCUCUCUAUUGAAUCUGUCUCAAUCAAGCCUAACUCAGCGAAGACAACCGAAUGUUUUUACAGAUUGUUUUGUAUAAACGGAAAGAUAUAUACUCAUAAUGUUUCUGGGAGGCUAUCUAAAUAAUUUUAUAGAAAAGGGCACAGAUUAACAAUUGUAAAGUAUGAUCCUUAAUAUGUCAUUAUUUUUCUUGUUGUACUACAGUUUUCUAUUGUUGCUGAGUUUCUGGGAUGUACACGGUGACAAUGUAACCGGGUCAGUCUCCGCCCCCACUCAGCUGGAGGGGAAUUGUUCUGUCUCGAUUGAAUGCAUUAUAGAUGUCAAACCAAAAAUAUAUUUGAGAAACACUG